AUGGCGCCACACGCGGAGAUCGACCACAUACUCAUCAAUCGGAGGUGGUGUCUACUUGACGUCUCAGUAGUACAACCCUUUUGUAGUGGCUCCGAUCAUCGUCUCCUUCGUGCGAAAAUACGACUUGGUCACACGACGGAAAAGAACAUCUGCUAUCGGCAACGAAGGAGAAAAGAACUCGUCUACGAUGAUUACGUACUCAAGGAUUCAUUGUCCCAAGAUGACUGCGACAUCUGGAAGGACUACGAGAUACUGCUCAGAGGAUUACGAGCCUGUGCAGAGCGUGCCUCGAAGCCGCGCACGACAAACUUGGAUCGAAUUUCGAAGACCACCAAGGAGUUGUUGGAAAGAAGAAGGACUUUGAGGCUUGAUCCUAAUGCAUCGCACAUUUAG
Molecule: messenger RNA, 393 nt
Organism: Necator americanus (New World hookworm)
Lineage: Eukaryota; Metazoa; Nematoda; Chromadorea; Rhabditida; Ancylostomatidae
Exons: 1
Coding region: 1-393 (130 amino acids)
Source: RefSeq, a predicted model, not a curated record